Messenger RNA from Aspergillus saccharolyticus JOP 1030-1, 4506 nucleotides. RefSeq names its product chromatin-remodeling ATPase CHD1. The record is from RefSeq and is a predicted model, not a curated record. Gene Ontology annotation, biological process: regulation of transcription by RNA polymerase II; nucleosome organization. NCBI's taxonomy places the organism in Eukaryota, Fungi, Ascomycota, Eurotiomycetes, Eurotiales, Aspergillaceae. Gene Ontology annotation, cellular component: chromatin; nucleus. The coding region runs from base 1 to 4506 and encodes 1501 amino acids. The transcript is spliced from 2 exons. Gene Ontology annotation, molecular function: chromatin binding; histone binding; ATP hydrolysis activity.
AUGGUGAUCCCAUCGAUAUCCGACCCCUCCGCAACAAUGGGCUUGGUAAAUGGCUAUGCAGCCUCGUCUACUCCCAAUGACACCAUCAUGAGGGAUGGCCUAGCCAUCAGCGACAGUGGAAGCAACGCAUCUGAUGCCUAUGUGAACCAUGCCGAACGCGAUUCCUCUUCUCCCGAAGCAGAUGCCGCCGAUGAGUCCUACGAUGCCGGCUCUCCUGACGCGGAGGGGGAUGAGGACGCUUCUGAGACCGAGAACGACGUGAACGAGAGUAGCCAUUCCAGCGACGAAAAUUCUUCAUCGUCGGAAAACAAGCCCGGCCACCAGCGUGAGUCGCCCUCGGUCAACGAAUCCGACUACAUGCGCCAGAACCCCGAUCUAUAUGGCCUCCGUCGAAGUACUAGAGCACGCACAACGCGUCAAGUAGUCGACUCUCCCUCCGAGUCCGAGUCCGAUGCAGUAGCACCUCGCUCAAAGCGUCGACGUACUGUUGUCUCACAACCUCCCUCCAAGCGCCCCUCCCGGUCUGCAACCCAAUCUUCUUAUUCUGAAGAUUCGGAUAGUGAUGAAUACGGCGGUAGUCGGGCUCGUACAAACAGGGCAAGGCGACGGAAGCUUUACCAGUCAUCCUCGAACAACCUGCCUUCUCAGCCCGAGGUCCGCUUCUCCACAAGAAACGCGUCCCGGGUCUCUAAUUACAACGAGGACGAAGAUGACUCCAUGUUUGAGGAAGACCCGGACGAAGUGAUGGUGGAUAAUUACUGGGUGAACACAGUGGAGGACGACCGCCCAGCAGUCGACGUCGUGCUCAAUCAUCGCCUCAGAGAGGGCGUGGAUGCAAGUAGCCUCGACCUCGGCCGUCAUGACUUUGAAUUCUACAUUAAAUGGCAAGGGAAAUCUCAUUACCAUGCGUCAUGGGAAACCACAGAAGGCCUCGCCAAUUGCCGUAGUACCCGCCGUCUCGACAACUACAUUCGAAAAGUUCUCUCUGAAGACAUCCGCCUACGGAAUGACGAGGAUGUCGCUCCUGAGGAUCGGGAGAAGUGGAACCUCGACCGAGAACGGGAUGUAGAUGCUAUCGAGGACUACAAACAGGUUGAACGAGUCAUUGGUAUGCGCGAAGGCGAGGAGGGAACGGAGUACCUCGUGAAAUGGAAACGCCUCUUCUACGACUCUUGUACAUGGGAGGACGAAGACUUAGUCAGUAACAUCGCUCAACGCGAGAUAGACCGUUUCCUAGAUCGCUCCUCUCGCCCACCGAUCUCUGACAAGUCGGAAACGAACCCAGCCACGCGCAAGCCAUUCGAAACCAUCAAAGGCACACCGACCUUCCUGCAAAAUGGUCAAUUGAAGGAGUUCCAGGUCAAGGGCGUCAACUUCAUGGCCUUCAACUGGGUGAAGAACCGCAAUGUCGUGCUUGCCGAUGAGAUGGGUCUUGGAAAGACUGUGCAGACUGUCUCUUUCAUCAAUUGGUUGCGCCAUGUACGGCAUCAACAGGGCCCCUUCAUUGUCGUUGUCCCUCUCUCUACCAUGCCAUCUUGGGCCGAUACUUUUGAUUACUGGACUCCCGAUCUGAACUACGUCGUCUAUAACGGCAACGAAGCUGCACGAACCGUAUUGAGGGAGCAUGAGCUCAUGGUUGAUGGGAAUCCUAAGCGACCGAAGUUCAACGUCCUGUUGACGACCUAUGAAUACGUUCUAUUAGAUUCGGGCUUUCUGAGCCAGUUCAAGUGGCAGUUUAUGGCUAUCGACGAGGCUCACCGGUUAAAGAACCGUGAGUCGCAGCUUUACCUGAAGCUGCUGGAGUUUAGAUCUCCUGCUCGGCUUCUGAUCACGGGUACGCCCAUUCAGAAUAACCUGGCCGAGCUCUCAGCGCUAUUGGACUUUCUCAAUCCAGGCCUGGUAGAAAUUGACGCUGACAUGGACUUGAAUUGUGAUGCCGCUUCACACAAGUUGGCCGAACUGACAAAAGCCAUUCAGCCGUUCAUGUUGCGGCGAACCAAGUCGAAGGUUGAGUCAGAUCUUCCUCCCAAGACCGAGAAGAUCAUUCGGGUGGAGCUAUCAGACAUUCAACUGGAAUACUACAAAAACAUCCUCACCAAGAAUUACGCUGCACUCAAUGACGGUGCUCGGGGUCAGAAACAAUCGCUCCUGAACAUCAUGAUGGAGUUGAAAAAAGCGAGUAAUCAUCCUUUCAUGUUCCCGAAUGCAGAAGCCAGACUUCUGGAGGGCAGUGCUCGUCGGGAGGAUGUACUAAGGGCCAUGAUUACCAGCAGUGGUAAAAUGAUGCUUUUGGAUCAGCUCUUGGCCAAGCUCAAACGCGAUGGUCACCGCGUCCUGAUUUUCAGCCAGAUGGUCAAGAUGCUGGACAUCCUUGGUGACUAUAUGGAUUAUCGCGGAUACACAUAUCAACGUCUCGAUGGAACCAUUCCAGCUGCUGCGCGACGUCUGGCCAUAGAGCACUACAACGCGCCUGGCAGUAACGAUUUUGCUUUCAUUCUUUCCACUCGAGCUGGUGGUCUCGGGAUUAAUUUGAUGACUGCAGAUACUGUUGUUCUCUUCGACUCUGAUUGGAAUCCCCAGGCCGAUCUACAGGCUAUGGCAAGAGCGCAUCGAAUUGGUCAAACAAGGCCAGUGAGUGUGUAUCGGUUGGUUUCCAAGGAUACUGUGGAAGAAGAAGUCAUUGAACGAGCGAGGAACAAGCUUCUCCUCGAGUUUAUCACUAUCCAGCGUGGUGUGACCGACAAGGAAGCAUCCGAAAUCCAGAACAAGAUGGCCCGCAGUGGAAUCUCCAUCGCUGAACCCAGCUCUACGGACGACAUUUCGCGCAUUCUCAAGCGCCGUGGUCAGAAGAUGUUUGAACAGACCGGCAAUCAAGCGAAACUAGAGCAAUUAGACAUUGACUCGGUUCUAGCAAACGCCGAGCUGCACCAGACCGAACAAGCAGAGGGCAUCCAAGCUGACGGUGGUGAAGAGUUCCUCAAGGCUUUUGAUUACGUUGAUAUCAAGGUUGAUGACCUUAGCUGGGACGAUAUCAUUCCCAAAGAUCAGCUCGAGGAGAUCAAAGCUGAAGAGAAGAAGAAGGCGGACGAGCGUUAUCUGGCUGAAGUCAUCGAGCAGAACCGACCGCGCAAGCGUAAUGUUCCCGGUGACAUUCGAGAUUCACGUGAAGAGCGCAAAGCUAAGAGGCAAGCUCGAGCACAAGUCAGCAUGGACAAUGAUGAUGAUUCAGACUCAAUGGCUCAAUCAGACCCCAAACGUCCCCUUGUGGAGAAAGAGUAUCGCCAUCUUCUUCGAGCAUUCCUCCGAUACGGUGAUCUUGCCGACCGCGAAGAGGAUAUCAUCCGUGAGGCGCGGUUACUUGACCGUGACCGAGAAACUGUUAAAUCUGCUCUCCGUGAGAUAACCGACAAAGCCGCGGCUUUGGUCAAGGAGGACAUGCAGAAACUGGAAGCUCUUGAGAAUUCUGGCCGUAUCCCGACCAAAAAAGAGAAGAAAGCCGUGUUGUUCGAUCUGCAUGGAGUCAAGCGGCUCAAUGCGUACACUAUCGUUGAGCGUCCGACCGAGAUGCGUGUUUUGAAAGAGGCCCUGGCCCAGGUGUCCGGCUUCCACAAUUUCCGUGUUCCAGACGCCACGAAGGCUCCGGAUUACACUUGCUCAUGGGGGGCACGGGAAGAUGGCAUGUUGUGCGUAGGUAUCGCACGCCAUGGCUACGGUGCUUGGGCACAGAUCCGGGACGACCCCGACCUGGAACUUGGGGACAAAUUUUUCCUCGAGGAGCACCGUGUCGAGCGCAAGAACGAGCGCUUGAAUGCGGAAGACAAGACGACAAAGUCACCGGGGGCGGUUCAUCUCGUGCGUCGCGCGGACUACCUUCUCUCCGUCCUUAGAGACCGGUCGACGAAUGGCUUGAGUAUGAGUGCAAGACGAGCCGUCGAGAGCCAUCGCCCAGGGCGCAAAGGCUCACGCGCCCAGGCCAGCAACAGUGUCUCAGCAUCUCCUGCACCAUCAAGCUCUCGCAAGGGGCACCGCGAAAUGGAACGGUCCAGGCAUCGCUCUAAAACCCAUGCUAGAGACAGCAUGGAAAGGCACCAUACCCCUAGCCAUGAUUCGCGUCAGCGUUCCGCUCAAGAUGGAGACCGAGCCCGUCACCGCACGUCGGACGCUUCCAGCGAGGAUAUCCGUCGUCGUAAACCCAAUGAAAAUGGCCAUUCUGCAGGCAAAGAGGGCAUAGAGUAUAAGUUCUUCAAGCCCAUCCGUGAGGAUCUGAGAAAGGUGUCGGCGGUCACCAAGGAGAAUUACCCGGACAAAGUGGAGCGUGCUCUGGAGCUGAGGCGCCUUCUUGGGAAGAUUGGCGAAUUCAUUGGCCAAAACAUCCAAGGGGAUGGAAUGGCUAGUCUUGAGACUCGUUUGUGGCAAUUUGUUGCUGUUCACUACUGGCCGAACAAAGACGCAGGAGGUAACAAGCUUCAACAGAUGUAUCACAAGCUGAGCGCGGCACCCAAGUAG